Molecule: messenger RNA, 490 nt
Organism: Leptonychotes weddellii (Weddell seal)
Lineage: Eukaryota; Metazoa; Chordata; Mammalia; Carnivora; Phocidae
Gene: CST8
Product: cystatin 8
Cellular component (GO): extracellular region; cytoplasm; cell surface
Molecular function (GO): cysteine-type endopeptidase inhibitor activity
Source: RefSeq, a predicted model, not a curated record
AUGACUAGAUCCUGGGGGUCCUGCUUGCUCCUGCUCACCAUUUUGGUGGCCCUGGUGGCCAGCACAGACCCAGGCAAGAAUAAGGUCAAGGUAUUGAGGGAAUUGAAAGUGAUCAAUUCCUCAAAUGCCAACGUGAAGCAGUGUCUCUGGUUUGCCAUGCAAGAAUACAACAAAGAGAGUGAGGAUAAGUACCUCUUCCAGGUGGUCAAGACAGUACAAGUCCAGCUGCAGGUUACAGAUCGUUUGGAAUACUUUAUUGAUGUUGAAAUUGGCCGCAGCAAUUGCAGAAAGUUUUCAAAUAGUACUGAAAACUGUGCCAUUCAAGAGAACUCUAAACUGGAAAAGAAAGUAAUGUGCAGUUUUUUGGUCGGAGCACUCCCCUGGAAUGGUGAAUUCAUGGUGAUGAAGAAGCAGUGUGUGGAUGCUUAGGGGAUUCUGGAGCAUCACCCCACCACCACCAUCUCUACCUUUUUCUGUGAAGAGAUAAAUG